Balaenoptera acutorostrata (minke whale) is the source of this 1239-nucleotide messenger RNA. It is a transcript of the gene FGL1, whose product is annotated as fibrinogen like 1. Bases 102 to 1040 code for a protein of 312 amino acids. NCBI's taxonomy places the organism in Eukaryota, Metazoa, Chordata, Mammalia, Artiodactyla, Balaenopteridae. The record is from RefSeq and is a predicted model, not a curated record. Gene Ontology annotation, biological process: regulation of immune response; negative regulation of T cell activation. The transcript has 8 exons.
GAAUGCAGUUAGAGGAGCCUGGGAGACAGAGUGGCUGGACCUCGCCUAAGCUGUGUCUCUGACUCCUUUGUGACUUUAGGCAAGUUCUUUCAGUGGGGAAAAUGGCGAAGAUGAUCAGUUUCGUCCUUCUCACCACUGUUCUGGUAAUGGGCAGGGAAAGCUGGGCUCUCGAGAACUGCCUUCAGGAGCAGGCGCGGCUCAGAGCCCAGGUGCACCUGCUUGAGACCCGGGUCAAGCAGCAGCGGGUCAAGAUUGCGCAGCUUUUGCACGAGAAGGAAGUCCAGUUCCUUGAUAAAGGAGAGGAGAAUAGCGUCAUUGACCUUGGAGGCAAGAGGCAAUACGCAGAUUGUUCAGAGAUUUUCAAUGAUGGGUAUAAGCAGAGUGGAUUUUACCAAAUCAAACCUCUCCAGAGCCCAGCAGAAUUCUCUGUUUAUUGUGACAUGUCUGAUGGAGGAGGAUGGACUGUAAUUCAGAGACGAUCUGAUGGCAGUGAGAACUUUAACAGAGACUGGAAUGACUAUGAAAAUGGCUUUGGAAAUUUUGUCCAAAAAAAUGGUGAAUAUUGGCUGGGUAAUAGAAAUCUUCACUUAUUGACUACACAAGGAGACUACACAUUAAAAAUCAACCUUGCAGAUUUUGAAAAAAAUAGCCGUUAUGCUCAAUAUAGAAAUUUCAAAGUUGGAGAUGAAAAGAAUUCCUAUGAUUUGCAUAUUGGGGAAUAUUCUGGAACAGCUGGAGACUCCCUUGCAGGGAAUUUUCAUCCUGAAGUGCAAUGGUGGGCCAGUCACAAAAGAAUGAAAUUCAGCACAUGGGACAGAGAUAACGACAACUACGAAGGGAACUGUGCAAAAGAAGAUCAGUCUGGCUGGUGGUUUAACAGGUGUCACUCUGCAAACCUGAAUGGUUUAUAUCACACGGGCCCCUACACGGCUAAAACGGACAAUGGGGUAGUCUGGCACACCUGGCAUGGAUGGUGGUAUUCCUUGAAAUCUGUGGUUAUGAAAAUUAGGCCAAAUGAUUUUAUUCCAAAUAUUGUUUAAUUGUCCCUGCUGAGCUUUCAUUUCUGCAGUUCAUCUUGGUUUAAGUGAUUUGAAAAAUAGCAAAUCUAAACAUUCACAUGUAUAAUGAUGGCAAUUGUUAUGUGCACUGCUUUUCAUUCUCACUUGCCUUUAUUAAUCAAUGUACUUUCAGUACAGCAAAUAAGUGAUAUUCACCAAAUAAAUGUAGAUUAUGUUACUA